Messenger RNA from Schistosoma haematobium, 4589 nucleotides. RefSeq lists its product as uncharacterized. The transcript is spliced from 2 exons. NCBI's taxonomy places the organism in Eukaryota, Metazoa, Platyhelminthes, Trematoda, Strigeidida, Schistosomatidae. The record is from RefSeq and is a predicted model, not a curated record. Bases 3472 to 4152 code for a protein of 226 amino acids.
GUGCACUUUAGCCUCACUUUGAUCAUUAUAUGUGCAAGUAACAUUUUUGAACACCAUAUGAAUGACUUGAUGUCUAUAAAAUAUAACUAUUUUCCAGCUAUCAAGCAGGAUUUCCGAUUGCCAUGAGUCUAUAGAUUUGUUGUAAAUUGACCUCAGUGCAAGAUGAGGUUAAACACAAGCUAAAUAGAUCAUUGAUAACAGCUCAAAUCAUCAUGGUAAAUAAAUUAUUAUCAGAAAGGGGGUUUUGUGGAGAUUUUAGUAAUUUAAUAGUUGAAUUAUUGAGUCAAUUAAAACUAGACCACCAUGGAAAACUUGGAAACACUGGACGGUCUUUUCGUUCUAUUGUGAGACUUCUCAGCAGUGCGCAUUUGCGAUCACACAUAGCGAGAUUCGAACCCUGGAUCUAUCGACCUCGCGCGAAAACGCUUAAUCUUCAGACCACUGAGCCAGCCAGCAUCAACCAAUCCGCGAGAUUGAGUCAAUGUCCAUCAUUAUCUUCAAUGAGUUACUAUCUUACAACAGACCUGAUUGAACUCCAUUGGUCACUGCUUCUCAGUAGAACUCCAAGAAAUACCUCUUGAAGACCGUCACUAGUGAAUAUAUGAUGAUCAGAAACAGAUAGGGGUUUUGUGGAUACUAUAGUAAUUUAAUAGUUGAGAUCAUGAGUCAACUAAAACUAGACCAUCAUGGAAAACCUGAGAGCACUAGAUGGUCUUUUUGUUCUGAUAUGGGACUCCUCCUUGACAGUGCGAAUCUACGAUCCUGACCCGUGGGGUUCGGACCCGAAACCUAUCGAUCUCGUGCGCAAACGUUUAACCUUUAGACCACUGAGUCUUCAUUUAACAGUAAUGACGUUUAACUUCAACCAAUCCACGAAAGUAAAUUAGAAAACAAAGUCGAACACUUUUUUCAAACUAUAAUCCAUUCAUUUGGUAUUGUUUUACUUGUAUCUUCCCAUUGUUGUUUAAGACUGAAGUUGAUCAAUCUCAUGUCAGCAUAUGUACAUCCUGUGUGGAUUGCCUCGAUAUAGCCUUUAAUCACAAGCUACAUGGAAACAUCCAGUUGACGAGUCCUAAAUAGGACGAAACGCACGUCUUGGAUUUCAUUACUAGCUAAUAUCCAUAUUUGUUUAUAAUCCAUUCUUUUACAUUAUACUAUUCCAAUAUCAUAUCAACUCAAUGAAUCUAUUAUGAAAAAUCCCUAUCAACUAUUUCAUUUCUAUAAAAUGAAAGAAGAAAAGAAAGGAAGAAAGGAACCCAGUUACACUUAUGUACUUACUUAGAGUUUAGUGAGUUGAUUUCCUCUUUUUUGUUGUUGUAAAGUUACCUAUUUGCACUUAUCAACUAAAUUUUUUUAUUUAUUCUCUUUGAUUAGAAUAAUCAAUAUCAGAUUGUACCUUUAUCACUGAUUAAUCUUAUUGUUCAGAAUGACAAUUAUAUUUUGUACUUAUGUAUACAAUAACAAACUAUAAAUAGGAACAAAAUUAUUACUUAAAUUAGUAGUAAAUAAUCAAUCUCAAAGUGAACAUCAACUCUGAGAUGCAAGUACAUUAAGUUGACGAGUCCUAAAUAGGACGAAAUGCACAUCUUGGAUUCCACUGCUAAUCAUUAUCCAUCUUUGUAUAAUAAUAAAAUUUUUUUAAAUGCUGAAUUUUCAUCUACCUAAUUAAUUUAUAUUAUGAUUAGAAUGGGGUUUGUGAAGAUUGAAGUAGUUUUUCUUUCUUUUAAUAGUUGAAUUCAUGAACCAGUAUAAGCUAGAUUGCCGUUGAAAAUUUGGAAGCACUGGAUAGCUGUUUCGUUCUAGUAUGAGAUUUCUUAGAAAUUAGACAUUAACAUCAUUAAAUGCCAGAACAUUGGUCUAAAGGUUAAGCGUUCGCGCGCAAGGCCGAAGAUUCAAAGUUUGAAUCCCAAGUACGGGAUCGCGGUUGCGAAAUGCUGAGAAGUGUCGUAUUAGGACGAAACAGCCAUUUAGUGCUUUUAGGUUUUCAACGAUGAUCUAGCUUACAUCGAUUCAUGAAUUCAACUAUUAUAAUUCAUAUUAAGCAUGAAUUUAUGAUUUUAUAUUAUAUAAUGACUACUGAUCCAUUGAUAAUUAAUUGUUGAAUUAUUAUCCAUCAUUUAAACUGUAAGCAAUUUUCAGUUGAUCGUGCUUUAUUAACUAUACUACUAUUUUAAUAGUUGAAUUCACUUGUUGAUCUAAGCUAGACCAACAGUGAAAACCUGAAAGCACUGAACGACAGUUUCUUACCAGUAUAGGACUACUCAAUAGUGUGUAUCCACGAUUCUGCUUGUAGGGCUCGGACCCAGGACUUUCAUUCUUGCACGCAUACAGAUAACCUCCAGAUCACUCAGCCGGUAUCCAACGAUGUUAAUGUUUGAGUAGUUCAUCUGAAACUUUUAUUCAUACACUUAAUAGUAUUUAUAUCAACCAAAUGAAAACCAUAUGUUUAUAAGAUCUUAUAAAGAACAGUUUUUGUCGAUUUAAAAUAUCUUAUUAGAAAUAUCAUAUGUAACUUGAAUACUUAUAUGAUCAAGCAAUAAAUUUAUUUUUUUGAUUGAGAUCGUUUAACGAUUGAUGUAAGACCACCAUGGAAAACCUGAAAACACUGGACGGCCUUUUUGUGCUAUUAUGGAACUCCUCAGCAGUACGCAUCCACGAUCCCACCCGCAAGAUUCGAACCCAAGGCCGCAACACCAUACUAAUAAUUACCAUGUGCUGAUUAAUGACUAACUUCGUGAGGGAAUUCUCGGAGUUCUAGUGAGAAGCCGUGACCAGUGUAGCUAAUCCAUGUCUGGUAAAGACAGGUAUCUACCUUAGUACAAUAGAUGGUCGCGCAAUUUCAUGGAUUGGUUGAGGUUAGACAUUUAUACCGCUGUAUGUCAGCUGGCCAAGUGAUGUAGAAGUUAAGCGUUCGUGCGCGCGACCAAUAGGCUCUGGGUUUGAACCCCGCCAGGCGGGAUCGUGGAUGCGCACUGUUGAGGUGUCCCGACAAUCGGACGAAGAGGCUAUCCAGUCCUUCCAGAUUUUCCAUGGUAGUCUAGCUGCAAUUGACUCAUGAUUUCAACUAUUAAGUUACUAAAAUCUUCACAAAACCCCCUUUCUGAUAAUAAUUUACUUACCUUGAUGAUCACUAAUAGUCUAUUUAGCUUGUGGAUUGUGGAUUCGCACUGCCAAGGAGGAGUCCCACAAUAGAACGAAACGUCUGUCCAGUGCUUCCAGAUUUUCAAUGAUGGUUUAAACAUCGAUCGGUUCAUGAUUUUAAUCAACAACAAAAAAACUUAACAAUCCACACAACCUUAUACUGAUCAUAAAUUCUUAUUUUUUUUAUAAUCUACUUUACAUAAUCAUUCAUAAUUAUCAUGAUCAGUGAACUAUUGAACUAAAAUAUCCUUCAUCUAAUGAGUAUAUAAGUAGUAUCUUUUCAUUUCAUUUCAUUAUACAUCUCUCAUAUAUUUGUUUAGUAUUAUAUAUAUGUCAAAUUCAUCAAAUGAAUUAUUAGUUAUUGGAGCUGGUCUACCAAGAACUGGUACAAAAAGUUUAAAGAAUGCAUUAGAAAUUAUUUAUCAUAAACCAUGUUAUCAUAUGACUGAAAUUAUUACAAAACAACAUGAUGAUAUUGAGAAAUGGCAAAGAUUAUUUAAUGAAGCAUUAAACAAUAAACCAUCAAAUGAAAUGAUAAUUCAUCAAGGUUUAAAAAAUAUAUUGAAUAAUUAUGGAACAGUGACAGAUGUACCAGCAUGUGGAUUCUAUAAAGAAUUGAUGGAGAUCUAUCCAAAUGCUAAGGUUAUAUUAACAAUACGUGAUAAAAAUGAUUGGUUAUCAAGUUUUCGGCAAACAUUAAUGCCAAAAUCAAUUGAUUCAUUUAAUAGAACCAUAGAUGAAGCUGAUCAAAUAUUGGAACUUGGUCCAAAAUUCAUUCAAAUGGCUGUUGAUUCAAUGAAAUUAUCAUUUCGUAAACUUGAUUUUGAUAUAGAUAAUGAUGAAGAAAUGCUUAGAUGUUUUGAUGAAUAUAAUAAAAUUGUAAAAGAAACUGUACCACCUGAACGUCUUUUAAUACAUCAACUUGGAGAUGGAUGGGAACCUUUGUGUAAAUUUUUAAAUGUUGAUAUACCAGAAGGUAUAUCCUAUCCAUUUAUAAAUGUUCGUAAAUAGAUGAGAAGAUUCGGACAUCAUAAAUCUUUCUACUUUAUCAUGAUAUUAAAAUAUUCAAGCUAAUGAAAGCAUUACAAAACGGUUGUAUUCUUUAAUAUUCUGUAGCCUUUUUCAACAUGUACGCUUCCAAUAUUUUUACUAACAUUGAACAAACUAUUGCUAUUCGUAUUGCUUUAUAGAUAAUACAUUUGAAUAACAGACUUUUGAAAGUUUCCUUCUAUUUUCAUUUCUCUUAUUGUCAAUAACCUUGUUGUGUGGCGUCGAGUCGCGGUUGACUAUGAUCACCACUACAGGAAGACUACAUGCCAAUUAACCGAUAAGAUCCCCCGUAAGUCAAAUAUCAUAAGGCAGUCGAUGGCUGUAGUCGAGAUGUAUUUGUUGGCGAUCUCGUGGUAUCGAAAGAAUACCGAGAUCAUGCCAAAAGAGUACAAGCGGAA